GGUGGAUCUGUUCCGUUUCUUCUGCGGAAAACACCCAGAACAGGAGCUCAGAAACCGGGGAGCACAGACACCAGGAGCGAGGAUUGUGUGGUCUGUGUUCCUUCUUGGCGAUUAAUCGAUUGACUGUUUUUUUUAUAUUUUAAACCACGCUGAUGUGUGUUUGUGUGACUGAGGACACACACACACACACAGACACACAGACACACACACACACACACACACACACACACACACACACACACACACACACACACACACUCAGCUGUGUGAGGUGAAUUAGCACUCAGAGGAGACGACAUCUGGCUCCAGAAGACACGGCCGUGUGAGGAGCUGCUGAACUGGUCUGUCAUGUUUGAGGACGGAGGCGGACGCUGGAGGAGGGGAGGAGCCACAUCUGCACCACCGCCGAGUAAGGAGACAGGAGGAGCCGGGUGUUUGGGUCACAUGUCCGAGGGCGAGGAGGAGGAGGCGUGUCCGAUCUGAGCGUGUCACACACACACACACACACACACACACACACACACACACACACACACACACAGGACUGACGAUGCGAGCGGCUUUAGAUGGAGCGAUCAGACUCACCGAGACAGAAGAAGAAGACACGGGCACGCCGCGCUGAUUCAUGACGCCUCUCAGGGGGAGACUGAGAGAACCCGGCACGACACAAAUGCAACACAGGUGAUGCACGCCUGAGACUCCAAGACUACACACACACACACACACACACACACACACACACACACACACACACACACACACACACACACCCCCGGUUCUCAAAAGAGUCCACCAUCAUGCCUCGGAACCGGGCCUUCUCUGAGCCCGAGUACUCGGCGGAGUACUCUGCGGACUGCUCGGUGACGCUGCCCUCGGACCCGGGCCAGGCGGUGGGCCGGACCAAUGAGGUGACGGUGCGGAGCUCGGGAUGCUGCCUCUGCCUGCCCCGCUUCAUGAGGCUCACCUUCGCCCCCGAGUCCCUGGAGAACCUGUACCAGACCUACUUCAGGAGGCAGAGGCACGAGACGCUGCUGGUGCUGGUGGUGUUCGCCGCCCUCUUCGACAGCUACAUCAUCGUCAUGUGCGCCGUCAUCUACACGUCCGACAAGCUGGCGUCCGUGCUGGUGGCGUCUCUGGGGCUGGCGGCGGACAUCGCCCUGUACCUGCUGUGCCGCUUCGGGCUGCUGCCGGACCGCGUGACCCGGCGGGUGGUGCCCUACGCCCUGUGGGUGCUCAUCGCCGCGCAGAUCUUCUGCUACCUGGGCCUGAACUACGCCCGCUUCCACCAGGCGUCGGACACGGUGGGCUGGCAGGCCUUUUUCAGCUUCUCUUUCUUCCUCACGCUGCCGCUCAGGCUCACGCCCAUCGUCCUCAUCACCACGGUGUCCUGCGGGGUCCACACGCUGGUGCUCGGCGUCACCAUCGCCCAGCAGCAGCAGGAGGACAUCCAGGGGGCGGCGCUGGGACGACAGCUGCUGGCCAACAUGGUGAUCUACGUGUGCUCCAUCACGGUGGGCGUCAUGUCGUACUACAUGGCCGACAGAAAACACCGCAAAGCUUUCCUGGAGGCCCGACAGUCUCUGGAGGUCAAACUGAACCUGGAGGAGCAAAGCCAGCAGCAGGAGCGCCUCCUGCUGUCCAUCCUGCCGAAGCACAUAGCAGACGAGAUGCUUCAGGACAUGAAGAAGGAGCCCAGUCAGAAGGAGAUGCAGCAGUUUAACACCAUGUACAUGUACCGCCACGAGAACGUCAGCAUCCUGUUUGCAGACAUCGUGGGUUUCACUCAGCUGUCGUCGUCCUGCAGCGCUCAGGAACUGGUCAAACUGCUGAACGAACUCUUCGCUCGCUUCGACAAACUGGCUGCUAAAUACCACCAGCUGAGGAUCAAGAUCCUGGGCGAUUGUUACUACUGUAUCUGUGGUCUGCCCGACUACAGGGAGGACCACGCCGCCUGCUCCAUCAUGAUGGGCCUCGCCAUGGUGGAGGCCAUCUCGUACGUCAGAGAGAAGACUCAGACUGACGUGGACAUGCGUGUGGGGGUCCACAGCGGGACGGUCCUGGGGGGAGUUCUGGGUCAGAAGCGGUGGCAGUACGACGUCUGGUCCACCGACGUCACCGUGGCCAACAAGAUGGAGGCCGGAGGGAUACCGGGGCGUGUCCACAUCUCUCAGAGCACCAUGGAGUGUCUGCACGGAGAGUUUGACAUCGAGCCGGGAGACGGAGGAGAGCGCUGCGACUACCUGAGGGAGCGCGGCAUCGAGACGUACCUGGUGGUGGUUCCUAAAGGACCCGUGGGCAAGAACGGCAUCAACGGAGUGAAGCUGUCUGUGACGUCAUCCAAUGGAAACUCUCCGCUGCUGAUCAACACCACAGAGUGUAACGGAAGCGUGAACACGGCCUGCACCACGCCCGAGGAGCCCGAGGAGCUCGACACCAAGGUGGUGAACCCAUCGUUCCCGAACCCUCGGCGGAGGCUGCGUCUGAGAGACCUGGCUGAGAGAGUGAUCGACGCCCAGGAGAACGAGCAGGAGCUGAACAAGCUGCUGAACGAGGCUCUGCUGGAGAGAGAGACGGUGCAGGCUCUGAAGGGGAAACACACCAACAGGCUCUCUCUGAGGUUUGUGGACCCGGACCUGGAGACCCGGUACUCUGUGGAGAAGGAGAAGCAGAGCGGAGCGGCUUUCUGCUGCUCCUGUGUGGUGCUGCUCUUCACUGCAGCCAUGGAGGCCCUCAUAGACCCCUGGCUGAUUGCAAACUACAUCACGUUUGCUGUGGGAGAAGUUCUGCUGCUCGUCCUGACGAUCUGUUCUCUGGCUGCCAUCUUCCCCAGAGUGUUUCCCAAGAAGCUGGUGUCCUUCUCCACCUGGAUCGACCACACCCGCUGGGCUCGGAACACCUGGGCCAUGGCGGCCAUCUUUAUCCUCACUAUGGCCGACAUCAUUGACAUGCUGAGCUGUCUGCCUAAAGUCUCAGCCUCAGGCAGCCCCACUGUGGGCCCCUCCUCCUCCUCCUCCUCCUCAUCCUCCUCCUUAUCCAGCCCUGACGGUUGCCAUGACAACCCUAAAUACUACAGCUACAUCGCUGUGCUGGCCCUGAUGGCCACGACCAUGCUGGUUCAGGUGAGUCACAUGGUGAAGCUCACGCUGAUGCUGCUCAUCACCGUGGCAACCGGCAUCGUCAACAUCUACAGCUGGAGGGAAAUCUUCGACCGCUACGACUCGGCCCGCUUCCAGGACUACAGGUCCUCCCUGGUUCCCUCCAAGUUCACCAUGUCAGUGAUGAUCUUCAUCAUGAUGGUCAGCUUCUACUAUUUCUCCAGACAUGUGGAGAAACUGGCCCGCACUCUGUUCCUGUGGAAGAUCGAGGUCCAUGAACAGAAGGAGAAAGUUUACGAGAUGAGACGCUGGAACGAAGCUCUGGUGACCAACAUGCUGCCCGAACACGUCGCUCGACACUUCCUGGGCUCCAAGAAGAGAGACGAGGAGCUGUACAGUCAGUCGUACGAUGAGAUCGGAGUCAUGUUUGCCUCCAUCCCAAACUUCUCCGACUUCUACACCGAGGAGAGCAUCAACAACGGCGGGAUCGAGUGUCUCCGCUUCCUCAACGAGAUCAUCUCGGACUUCGACAGUCUGCUGGAUGAGCCUCAGUUUCGCUGCAUCACCAAAAUAAAGACGAUCGGCAGCACGUACAUGGCCGCUUCAGGAGUCACUCCAGACGUCAGCAACGGAUACAGCUGCAUGAAGAAGGAGGAUCAGUCGGACAGAGAGCGAUGGCAGCACCUGGCUGACCUCGCAGACUUCGCUCUGGCCAUGAAGGUCACCCUGAUGAACAUUAACUACCAGUCCUUCAACAACUUCAUGCUGCGCAUCGGUCUGAAUAAAGGCGGAGUGUUAGCAGGUGUGAUCGGGGCGAGGAAACCCCACUACGACAUCUGGGGGAACACUGUGAACGUGGCGAGUCGUAUGGAGUCCACGGGGGUGAUGGGAAACAUCCAGGUGGUGGAGGACUGCUACAACAUCCUGAAGGAGUACGGUUUCCGCUUCGUGAGGAGGGGGCCGAUCUUUGUGAAGGGGAAAGGAGAACUGCUGACGUUCUUCUUAAAGGGACGAGACAAACAGGGUUCAUUCAUCAACGGCUCCUCCGUCACGCUGCCACACCAGGUGGUGGACAGCUAAGGAGCGCACACACACACACACACACACACACACACACACACACACACACACACUCACACACGAUCACUGUCUAUGGAGAGAGAUUCGGUCCAGCAGAGAUCGUUUAGAAAUCUAAAUAUCAUGUUGGAUGAGUCACACUGAAUGUAAUACAGCUUCAUGCUAACAUGCUAACCAUGCUAACUCAAGUGUCGGUGACGAUCUGCACUCACAGCUGCUCCUGCUGCUGUCAAUCAAAAACUAAUCAAUCGUGAUACAGCUACAAAGAAAAUCCAAAACUUUAACACUCGACCUCGUUCAGUUUUAUUUAAUGCAAAACUGAAGGAAAUGAAUUUAAUCAAACUGACGCGAGUUAAAUAAUGUGAUUGAUGCUAUCUCUUUAAAUAGACGUCGUACAGAUUCACACAUAUGGAAGCCCUGAGCGGACAAACAUCGUUACGCUCUAAUUUUGUCUAUUUUCCUGUGAUAACGAGUAAAUUCCUGGUUAUUUUAACUGAUUGAUCGUUACCUCGUUGGUUUUCUGAUAACAACUGAAUUUUGUGAGAUCUCCAAAAAUUGGCUGGAAUUAACUCUUUAUCACAGGAAAACAGAGAACAUAAAAUCAAUGGAUGUAUUUCCACUUAGGGCUUCCGUACACACACACACACACACACACACACACACACACACACACACACUCACUCAGUGCCAUCCCCUCCUCACACUAACACUACCUGACUUCUGGACACCUGGUCUCACUGCUGGGCCUCAGCCCUCAUCUCCAGAACUCUUCCAUGAACCUGAACCUGCUGACUCUGAUGAUGAGGAGGAGGAGGAUGAGGAGGAGGGAGGGGGAGGACAUGUAGGACGUGGACCAAUGAGAGUCCAGCAUGUGACACACACACCUGACCCCGUGUGGUCGGUGUGUAAAAGAGUGUGUGCGUCGCUCACAGUGUAUUUUUUUUCCCCGCGGGUAAAGUAUUGUUUCUAAAAACUGAUCCAGGAUGAGGUCUCUGGAUUCUGGAAGUUUCUGCUCUGAACCAUGAAGGACGACACACUGUGUGUGUGUUAUGUGUGUGUAAUGUGUGUUUGAGGGGAGGGGAGGGGGGUAGAAAUAUUUAAAAAAAACAAAAAACGAUUGUGGAUCGAUGGAAGUGCCUCUCACAGCCGAUCACCAUGUUUUCAUUCAUCUGAAGGAUCCCACUGCUCCCCCUACAGGCAGGAGGACGUCACUGCACCGCUGUUAGAGGAGCGUUACAGUUUAUUACAACUUCUAAAUGUUAGUCAGAUGGUUUGGAUCGGAGGUUUUUUACAAAAGUGUGUGAAAGGGAGAAUCCCUCGCUGAUAUUUAAGAGAGAUGAAGUUUAUAUUUUUCACAUUUUUAUCUGCAGACGUUUAAAUAAAGUAUCCAGUUAAUUAGUCGUCCUAGUUUGGGGUUAAUAUGUGCAAAUCUUAUUUUGACGACUUCACAGCAGACAGAGCCUCGCACCCCCCCUGAAAUCUUUGCCCCCCCCAAGGGAAGCCCAGACCCAAGUUUGGGAUGAUCUUAAAAAUGUUGUAAUAAACUGUAAUGUUCCUUUUACUUCAUGUUUGUUUUAAGUGAAAAGAAGAGUGAAACGAAGGAAUGUGAAUUAAACAGAAAUGAUGGAUGUAAACCUGAACAUGUUUGCAGCCUGUGUUUCCUCCUGGUGUUAACAUGAUGCGACGUCCCAUUCUGAGGUCAUUAAACAUCACAGGCUUCUUCACUGAGGUCACAUCUCAGCAUGAGGAGAGUCAGACCACCUCAACAUUUAGUUUUUUGUUGAUUCUGUUUGUUCUUCUUGGACCUGUGUAAUCACUUCUUGUGGGGAAAGAUUCACCUGAUUCACCUGAUCGUCUGACGUGCAGCUUCACAGAGCAGGAAGCAGGACACGUCCUUAAUCUGUUCAGACUUUAGAGAUAUAUUUCACACCUGCAGCAGAAUAUCCAGACACAGACGUCAUGUUAACCCCAGCUGGAAACCGGCUUAACUUUCUGUCUUUUUUUUUUUCUUUUUUUUUUGAUACGUUAAUGUGUUUAAGUUCAGGAGUUUGGGGAUAUGAUGAAGUGCAGUAUGAAGUAUGCAGGUGGAAAAAUGGACAUCUGUCAAUACCUUUUAAAGGGUAGUUCCAAUAUUUUAAAACCGGGCUUUUUCAUUCAUUUCGGGGUCUGAAGGUCUUAAAGGCACGCAAAGAGUUUGAUUGGUUCCAGUAGAUGUCGUCAUCAGCCUGCAGCAGUGAAACAGUCUGUGAUGCUGCAGCGUGAUCUUUGUGGGCGAAUGUGUCGAAGUGAAGGCUGCAGGAUGAAGCGAUCUUCACCCCUCCUUAAAGCGAGCUCUGAAGCUGCUGUUUGGACCGGGUUACAGGUUGACUGCGCGGCCCGUGAUUGUGACAUCACACCAAAUAUGAAGGCAUGAGGGAAACCUCCUGACGGUGUGAAUUUAUUAACGAUAUUUGAUUGGACAGCAGCAGUGCCAUACAGGAGAAUGAACAGACCCCUCAUCGGUUCAUGUUAUAUAUAAGGGGUGUGGGGGGGGUUUGAGGGGGGUGUCUUUAGUUCUGUCUUCUGCUGAUUGUGAAGGUCAUUAGUGUCUCUUGUAGGACGGAAUCAAAGUGCAAUAGUUUCUUCUUCUACAAACCCGAGUCCCUCCUCUCUGAAGCAGACGUUCAGCCCCUCCCCCGACUCAUAUUUUUAUACAGUAGUUUAGUUCUAUUAUAAAGAAGGAGAGGAGGCUGUACAUAGAUUUUACACAGUUCAGAUGUCUGCAGACACCGCUGAUGUUUUCUUACAUGUGAAAGUGCCAACGACAGAGAGCAGGAUGGUUCAGAUGUUAAAGCCACACAACAUGGACCGCUCCUGGUUUAUAUUUAAAGAAUCUCAGGCUGAGCGGGGCGGGGCGGGGGGGAGCACUUUGAAUAAUGUGUCCUAGUUCUGUUUUUUUCUGGUCCUGGUUUUUCGGUCUGUGCAGACUUUUUUUUUUUUUAGAGCUAAGAACCAACACGCGUCGACUUAAAAGUGCCAUGUGUAGGGUGAGCGGGGCGGCGGUGGUUCAAACAUGAGUCAGUGUGUGUUUCUGGAUGUCGUCAGAUUUGAUUCCUCGUCUCGGUUUUUAGUGGACUGGAUUAGACCUCCCUGUAGGUUCGGGUCUGCUGUAGUCCUGUUUUUUUCAAGAACGUCUCAGUCGAUGUGCCCUCUUUUCAUUUCAGUCGUUUGUCAUCAUAAUGUAAGUUGAUAAAUAAAGUUGGAUAAAGACGA
Labrus mixtus (cuckoo wrasse) is the source of this 7424-nucleotide messenger RNA. It is a transcript of the gene adcy3a, whose product is annotated as adenylate cyclase 3a. NCBI's taxonomy places the organism in Eukaryota, Metazoa, Chordata, Actinopteri, Labriformes, Labridae. Gene Ontology annotation, biological process: cAMP biosynthetic process; intracellular signal transduction; adenylate cyclase-activating G protein-coupled receptor signaling pathway. Gene Ontology annotation, molecular function: adenylate cyclase activity. Gene Ontology annotation, cellular component: plasma membrane. The record is from RefSeq and is a predicted model, not a curated record. Bases 798 to 4175 code for a protein of 1125 amino acids. The transcript has 21 exons.